AUAGCAGAGCUUAUGAAAGGUGCCAACACCGUCCUCUCUGAUGACCUCUGCAAUCCUUUGGCAGCCCAAGAAGGCAGCAUGAUUUAAUCUGCAGACGAUCUCUCUAACAGCACCCCAGCGACGUCUGUGCUGCUGCCUUUAUGGCUGGCUCAGCGUCCCCUCUGGGGAAUUUGUAGCAUCCAGCCACUGGCAUCUCCUCCUGGCGGAAGCUCAACCAUUUGAAGAGAAGGGGAGGGAAAAAAAAAAAUCAAAAAAAACCCCAACAAAACGCGAUGAGGAUGUUUGCACAUGCUGCUCUCUGCCUCUUCGCCUGGGUGUUGUGCUGAAGGACUAGGACAUCUGCUCAGAAGGAGAGCGGCAGCGGCUGGAGCUUGCCCUGUUUGGGGGUGAAGUUCCUCCAGCGCUAUGGGGGUUUGAGUGCCUGCAGCCUCGGGGAGGGGGGGGCAGCAGCAGGGACAGAUCGAGCGUACGCAGACAGACUUGAUUAAAAUUCAAGCCUAAUGGCCUCUGGCAUAAACAAGAUUCAUCAGCCCGGGACUUGCAAUGGAUCUAAAGCCGCUCGCAGCAGCUCGGCAGAGGAAUGCAAUCAGGAAAUGCACAUGAAAAUGUGCAAGAAGAUUGCCCAGCUCACUAAGGUGAUAUAUGCCUUGAACACAAAGAAUGAUGAACAUGAGGCUAGUAUACAGGCUCUGAGAGAGGCUCAUGAAGAAGAAAUUCAGCACAUUCUUGCUGAGACAAGGGAAACGAUUCUCCAAUGUAAGAGCAAAGCUGAAGAAGAAGAAUUGCUGAGGAAACGUAUUCAGGCCCUUGAAAUUGCUGUAGAACAACACAAGAGACUGAAGGAGGAAGCCUUGGCAGAGUUAACAUUGUGCAAGAAGCAGGUGGAAGAGAGGCAGCUGACAACAGACAUGAAACAAGCACAGGCGAUCCUUCCUACAGGCACAGUAGAUACCAAUGCAGACUUUGAAAAGCUUCUACAUUUAAAUCAGGAGUCUGAUGGACUGCUAAAUGAAUGCAAAGCAUCUAGGAGAGAACAUCUAGAUAAAAAAGUAAUUUUAGAUGAAAAAUACAAUGUGGAAGGACAAGGUCUAAUGAAUGAGAUGAAAAACCUGAAGAGUGAGAACCAGAGAGCAACUGAAGACUAUACUCGGAAAACAAGCAAACUGCCAUCCUCUUAUGAGAGAGAAAAAGAGGCUUUGAAAAAGGCUAUGCAGCAGUCUGUGAUAGAAACAAAGAAGAGUUGUCAGCAGAGAGAAAUGCAGCAAAGGAAGAGCUCAGAGGCUGAGGAAGGCUUUUUGCUGCAGCAGGUAAAGAAGUUGGAGGCAGACCUAGAAGAGAAAAGCCAGAAGAUAAAUGAGAGGAAGAAGCAUUCCCAGAAGCUGAAGGAGAGAAUACAGGAACUCCAGGCACAGCUGGAGGAAUUUAAAAGAAAAUCUGAGUGUGAACUUAAGCAACUAGAGAAAGAGAAAGAAGUCCUAACUGGGAAGCUUCAGAACUCUUCACUUGAGGUGGCUCAGCUGAAGCAAAUAUUAGACCAACAAGCAAAUAAUUUCAAGGAGUCACUGAAGAAACAUAAUCUACAGUCCAACAAAGAAAAAGAGAAGCUUUUGCAGGAUCUUCAAAACACCAUUAAAGAGAACCAGAAUGUUAAACUGCAGCUGGAGGCAUCACAUCAAAAAGUCUUAAAAAUGUUGGAGAAAAGCAAAAACCAGGAACUCAAGGAGGCAGAAGAGCGUUUGAAAAAGGAGUUUAAUGAGACUUUCAAGAUCCAACAUCAGUCUCACAGGCUGGAAAUACAGACCUUGGAAGAGAAAGCAAAGAAAGAAUUACAUGAUGAACUGGAGCAGAUACAGAAACAGCAAACCCUGUUACUAGGCUCUCUGAGGAUGGAACUCUCUGAGCAACAAACAUCGUGCACUAAUCUCAAGAAACAAAUAGAAGAACUGCAAAUGGAGCUGAGGAGUGUGAGGACACUAAAGAAGCAACAGGAAGGAAGUAGCCAGAGCCAGAUCAGAUCUCUUCAUGAUGAACUGGAAAAAUGUCAGAGUGAAAUUUCCGAACUCAAGAAAGAGAAUUUACUUUUGAAGGACACAAUGGAGCUACUCAGUGCUGAGGUGGAGACACAGAAGCAAGAAGCUGCACAGCUUCAGGAUAGAGAGAAACAGCACAGAAGACUUAAAGAACUAGAAGAAAAGUCAAGAAAGUGGGAGUCCAGAUCAGAAGAUACACACCUUAUAAGCUGUCUGCAAGACAAAUUAAGUGAGAAAGAAGAAAUUAUCAAGCAGCUGGUGGAAGGAAGAAAAUUUCAGCAUUCACUUCUAGCCAACACUGAAUCUUACAGGAAUCGAUCAUUUUCUUUCAACCCCAAUACGGGCUGCUUGACUCCUUCCAUGAAGCAGCAGAAGAAAACGGCUGAGGUGCCCAGUCGUGUUGUCAGUGUGCCAAAUUUAGCUGCCUACGCAAAGAGCUUUUUGAGCUGCGAUUUGAGAUCCAAAAGAAAUGCUCCUCAAAUAACCAAAUCUACGAGCUUAGACCGGAGUCCUGGCGGCCUCAGCGUGGGCUCUCCAUCAGCACAGUCCUCAGACAGCAGCACUGCCACAAGGUAUUUGUCCGUUUUGCAGUGACUUGUAAGAUGAUACAUGGUUUUCAGAAUCUUGUAGGCAAUUCAAACACAUUAGGCAUUGGGAAAUAAACAAUGACACAAGGUUCCUGUUGUGCAGUGAACUCCAUGUCUUCAAUUCUCUGCAGAGAGACCC
This is a messenger RNA of Calidris pugnax (ruff), 2756 nucleotides long. Its product is annotated as protein FAM184B-like. The transcript has 10 exons. Lineage: Eukaryota; Metazoa; Chordata; Aves; Charadriiformes; Scolopacidae. Bases 501 to 2624 code for a protein of 707 amino acids. The record is from RefSeq and is a predicted model, not a curated record.